AUGUCUCGACUAGGACAGCUGGUGCUCUUGGCUCUUGCGCUGAGCGCCGCCGGCGCUUACGCGGCCGUCAGGAACCUCGCCAUCCCUUCGAGGCCGCGGCUCAGCGGAAGGAUAGUCGGCGGGGCGCCCGCCAACAUCUCGCAGUUCCCCUGGCAGCUCUACUUUAUCACAGGCGGCAGCAGCGACUGUGGAGCGUCCAUCUUGAGCAGCUACUGGGCGCUGACUACCGCCCGUUGCAUCGUCGACGGCGCCGUCCAGAAUAUGCGACUCCGAGCAGGCAGUUCGAGCCGGGGCAGCGGCGGCUACGUGCACACCGUCAAAUUGGCCAGACGGCACGACUACUACAAUGGCCACGACUACGACAUCGGCGUGCUGAGCGUGUUAGAGCACUUCGUCUUCGGUCCCGGAGUGCAGGUCAUAUCCGUCAGCUGGAACGAGACAGCAGUAGGGAGCCCCGCCACGGUCGCCGGCUGGGGCGCCUCCUCUUCUGACGGCAGCCUCCCCUCUGAACUCCGGGCCAUCAAUAUCGAAAUCAUAGACACCGCCGUGUGCAAUGCCACCUACGGCAAUCUCACCAGACACAUGAUCUGUGCCGGAGUGAGUGAAGGCGGCAAGGACGUUUGCGUGGGCGACGAGGGCAGUCCUCUGAUGUCCGGUUCAACGCAGGUUGGAAUCGUCUCCGCGAGCAGCGGGUGGGAAAUAUCAAUACAGCAGCAGCCUUUGUUCGGCAGAUAUAAAGAGAGGGCGGUCCACGGCAGCCGCAGACUUCCUGCAGAGAUGUCUCGACUAGGACAGCUGGUGCUCUUGGCUCUUGCGCUGAGCGCCGCCGGCGCUUACGCGGCCGUCAGGAACCUCGCCAUCCCUUCGAGGCCGCGGCUCAGCGGAAGGAUAGUCGGCGGGGCGCCCGCCAACAUCUCGCAGUUCCCCUGGCAGCUCUACUUUAUCACAGGCGGCAGCAGCGACUGCGGGGCGUCCAUCGUGAGCAGCAUGUAUGCGCUGACCUCUGCCCGCUGCAUCGUGGAGGGCGAUAUCUACAGCAUGCAGGUCCGGGCCGGCAGUUCGAGCCGGGGCAGCGGCGGCUCGUUGUACACGGUCGCGGUCAUAUUCUGGCACGCUAGCUUCGACGGCUUCGACAACGACAUCGGCGGGCUGCGCGUCUCCGAGCCCUUCGUCUUCGGCCCCGACGUGCAAGCCAUACCCGUCACCUGGAACGAGACGGCAGUAGGGAGCCCCGCCACGGUCGCCGGUUGGGGCGCCUCCUCGGCUGACGGCAGUCUCCCCUCUGAGCUCCAGGCAGUCACCGUCGAAAUCAUAGACACCGCCGCAUGCAAUGCCACAUACGGGAACCUCACCAUCAAUAUGAUCUGUGCCGGAGUGAGUGAAGGCGGCAAGGACUUUUGUGCGGGCGACGAGGGCAGUGCCCUAGUGUCCGGUUCGGAGCAGGUGGGAAUCGUCUCCUGGAACAGCGGAUGUGGGCUACCCGGCUAUCCUGGGGUCUAUACCUACGUUGUACCCUUGCGCAUCUGGAUUUAUGGGAUUCUUGGUGGAGUCUAA
This is a messenger RNA of Schistocerca piceifrons (Central American locust), 1554 nucleotides long. RefSeq names its product transmembrane protease serine 9-like. Gene Ontology annotation, molecular function: serine-type endopeptidase activity. The transcript has 4 exons. Lineage: Eukaryota; Metazoa; Arthropoda; Insecta; Orthoptera; Acrididae. The record is from RefSeq and is a predicted model, not a curated record. Bases 1 to 1554 code for a protein of 517 amino acids. Gene Ontology annotation, biological process: proteolysis.